AUGGCCCUGCUCUGCGCGCUGCUUGCCUGGGCCCUGCUCGCCCUCAAGGGGCUCGGGGAGAAGGCGGUGGAGGACCAGGAGGCGUGCUGCGGCACCAUCGUGCCUCGCAGUGAGUGGAGGGCCCUGCCGUCCACGUGCACCCGGGAGCUGGAGAUGCCGGUGCCCUACGUGGUGGUGUCGCACACGGCGGGCAGCCCCUGCGACACGCCGGCCCUGUGCCUGCAGCAGGCGCAGAACGUGCAGCACUACCACGUGCGGACGCGGGGCUACUGCGACGUGGCCUACAACUUCCUCAUUGGAGAAGACGGGCUUGUGUACGAGGGCCGUGGCUGGAAGAUCAAGGGUGACCACUCCGGUCCCACCUGGAACCCCAUGUCCAUUGGCAUCACCUUCAUGGGCAACUACAUGGAACGGGUCCCCCCGCCCCGGGCCAUCCGGGCGGCCCAGAGUCUGCUGGCUUGCGGAGUGGCUCAGGGGAUUCUGAGUCCCAACUAUGAGGUCAGAGGGCACUGCCAGGUGCAGCAGACGCAAUCUCCAGGCGACCAGCUCUACGCAAUCAUCAAAAAGUGGCCGCACCACUACGAAGAGUGA
This is a messenger RNA of Pipistrellus nathusii (Nathusius's pipistrelle), 591 nucleotides long. NCBI's taxonomy places the organism in Eukaryota, Metazoa, Chordata, Mammalia, Chiroptera, Vespertilionidae. The record is from the annotation of a GenBank genome assembly.